Leptidea sinapis is the source of this 906-nucleotide messenger RNA. RefSeq names its product histone-lysine N-methyltransferase, H3 lysine-79 specific-like. The record is from RefSeq and is a predicted model, not a curated record. Bases 1 to 885 code for a protein of 294 amino acids. NCBI's taxonomy places the organism in Eukaryota, Metazoa, Arthropoda, Insecta, Lepidoptera, Pieridae. The transcript has 2 exons.
AUGGCAGAAAAAGAUAAUACGAAAGUUAAGGAAAGAGAGUUUAUCGUUGAAUGUAUCCAAUUGUACAGAGAAUUGUCGUCUUUGUGGAAUGUCAAGAGCAAAGAAUAUUAUGACCGUGAUAAAAAAAAAGCUGAUUACGAAACAUUGUUGUCCGAAUAUAAAGAGAUGUUUCCUGAGGCAAGCAAAGAUGACGUGAAGAAGAAAUUCAAUUCUUUGAGAACCAACUACCGGAAGGAAUUCAAGAAACACCUUCAGUCGAUGAAAUCCGGAUCUGAUUUAAAGAAAAUGGUACCAACACAACAAAUCUUUGCUAAAAGUGCUAUUGCUGCUAUUAUCAUGGAGGGACAAUUAUGUCUUUUACAUCGCAAUUCGGUUAAAAUAAAUAGUCCAACAGUAACAAUAACUCCAUCUCCGACAUAUACCAGAUCCACGCCAACUCCAACAAAUUACAACAGCACGCCAUCGCCUCGCAAUUCUGAAGUUCCACGUGAGGAGCUGCCACAUUACCAACAGACAAAUACUUCAACAGUACCAAUAAAUCCAUCUCAGAUAUAUGCUAGAUCCACGCCAACUCCAACAAAUUACAACAGCACGCCAUCGCCUCGCAAUUCUGAAGUUCCACGUGAGGAGCUGCCACAUUACCAACAGACAAAUACUUCAACAGUACCAAUAAAUCCAUCUCAGAUAUAUGCUAGAUCCACGCCAACUCCAACAAAUUACAACAGCACGCCAUCGCCUCGCAAUUCUGAACUUCCACGUGAGGAGCUGCCACAUUACCAACAGAACAUGUACUACUCCCAACAGGAUAUACAGCAGAACAUGGACAAUUCUCAACAGGAAAAUUAUGCUAAAGACAUGUCGCAAUAUAUAAAGCUAAAUAAAUAAAUGUUUAUUAAAAAAUAAAUA